AAAUAAUUCCCUCUGGCUCUGAGAUCCCGUGAAUAUUUCCUGCACUGCAGUGGAUCAAAAAGAAAAUUCGGAAUUUAUCGUUCUACAACCCCUUAACUAAAGGAAGCCGGAAGCGCGUGCGUUGUCACUCCUGGCUGACAUUGAAGUACCUAGUUAGCUACAAACAAGCCAAGAUAACAUAGCUUCUGCGACUAAAGCAGCAGCAACAACAACAGAUCACCACCAUGAUGACCGGCAGGCGUUUAGCUGAUGUGGGCUAUCGGAUGUUUUCGGCAUCGAUGAUGCUCUUGACGCUGUACGGAGGCUACCUGUGCGUCCUUCGGGGCCAUCGCUACCUGCAGCGACGGAAACAGCUGCAGCUGGCGGCUCAGAAUCAGUCGAUAGAUGCAGAAACAAUCAAGGACUGAUCUGCUUGUUUGAUCAGUUUCGGGACAAAUUUGUGUGAAUUCAGACUCGAUAUUAAGUCGAUCAUGUAACGUUACUGGGGCAUGUUACUUUAGAUGAGAUAAAAUGAAAUCUCGUCCCAGGGAACGUGUGCGUGUCCGAGGUAAUUGUUUCUUUGAACCUUUCAAUGGAUAACGAAUAUGGCUUCCUUUUAAUGCUAUAAAGAUUGUAAAAAUGGACUCUGCCAACAAAGUCGCUGGUUUAUGUUGUGCUAUAUGUUAAAUGUUAGGGCAAUUGAAACCAAUUUUCUCAGUUAAUUGUUUUUUUGCAAAUGUAUUUUUACAUAUGCAGUGCACACUAGUUAGCAUGUAUUUUGGCGACCACAAUUUCUCACUUCUUGCCUGGUAAUCAGAAGUCAGCUUUGUUACAGCAAGAAUGUCCUACUCCUCAUCUGCUACAGGAUAGUAGGAAUGGAUAACACUUUAAAACUAGAAUGGUCCAGGCGAUGUAGGUAAUUUAGUAACUGACUCGUCUGUACAGGUACCUUUUUGUUUGAAUCCCUCACCUACACAAUUUAUGCAUUUGGGUUUUGUGCCUCGCUCAUCUAAAACUACUUAACACAAUCUGAACUUGUUCAUUUCAUUAUUGCACCACGUUAAUAAAAAUGCCGAGGUAUCUACAUUA
Molecule: messenger RNA, 1068 nt
Organism: Electrophorus electricus (electric eel)
Lineage: Eukaryota; Metazoa; Chordata; Actinopteri; Gymnotiformes; Gymnotidae
Gene: cox14
Product: cytochrome c oxidase assembly factor COX14
Source: RefSeq, a predicted model, not a curated record